AUGGAAAACAAAGAGGAGAAGAAACAAAAAAAACAUGGGAUAUUCUCCUUUUUAAAGAAAAAAUCAAAAUCAGCAAAAUUUGAAGAGGAAGGAUAUGAAAAAGAAGACAAAAAAGAAAAAAAAGAGAAGAAGAGGAAAGAGGAAAAAGAAAAUGAUAAGAAGAGGCAUUCUGUUGCAGUUGUUGAAAAGAAAGAAUGUAAGGAGCCAAACAGAAAGUCAUAUGCCCAAGGAGGUAGUGUUAAUAUGUCAUCAUUUAUGAACAGCCUUCCUGAUUGGCAAGAAAGUACAAGAAAAGUUAUUACUGAUUGUAGCUUUGAAACAUUCCCAAUUGCUGGAGAUUUACCUCGGUUAUUAAAACAUUUAUCUAUUGUACGUGAAAUAUCUGAAGGGAAUUAUGAUACUCUUUUUCCUAAAGAUGGAAUUGUAAAUAAAACAAGUAAUGCUGGUGAUUGUCUUCAAGUUAUCAGAUGUGUUACUCAACUUCUUGAAGGGGAAGAACAAGCAGAAAAAGUAGAAAAAGAGUGGAAUGAAACAAUUGUUAAUGACCAAGAUAUGAGCGUACAAAAAACCUUUUUAAUAAAGAUUUUAAAAAAGGUUUUUGUAGAAGAAACAGAAAAUAAAGAAAUACCAUCACCAGUUAUUACAUUUUUAAAAGCAAUUAAUCAAAAAAUUAUUGCAAAUUCUACAAUGCAUUUGAAGAUUGUUUGUGGUAAUUUGUUCUUCAAAGAUUCUCAACCAAUGUUUUGGGAAGUAGCUUGUAUUCUUCAACAAAAGACAUAUUUAAUUCAUUAUAGAAAACAAGAAACAACAAGUAAAAAACCAGAAGAAUAUUUUAGAUUCUUAUGGGAACUAAGACUUGUUUUUAAUUCUAAUUUAACUCAAUUAGAAGAAGUAACAAUGGGAAUUUCGUGCAUUGAAUUUAAACCAGAAACUACUGAAGCUAUUCGGACAAGUGUAUUAAAUACUCUCAAAUCAAUUCAAUUUACUGAUUGUCAAAUAAAAAAUGUAGGUGAAGAAGAUGACCAAUAA
Entamoeba dispar SAW760 is the source of this 1029-nucleotide messenger RNA. RefSeq lists its product as uncharacterized. The record is from RefSeq and is a predicted model, not a curated record. The transcript is spliced from 2 exons. Lineage: Eukaryota; Evosea; Mastigamoebida; Endamoebidae. The coding region runs from base 1 to 1029 and encodes 342 amino acids.